Drosophila miranda is the source of this 5713-nucleotide messenger RNA. Its product is annotated as putative dual specificity tyrosine-phosphorylation-regulated kinase 3 homolog. Gene Ontology annotation, molecular function: protein serine/threonine kinase activity; ATP binding; protein serine/threonine/tyrosine kinase activity. The record is from RefSeq and is a predicted model, not a curated record. NCBI's taxonomy places the organism in Eukaryota, Metazoa, Arthropoda, Insecta, Diptera, Drosophilidae. Bases 1556 to 4144 code for a protein of 862 amino acids. Gene Ontology annotation, cellular component: nucleus; cytoplasm. The transcript has 6 exons. Gene Ontology annotation, biological process: actin cytoskeleton organization; peptidyl-threonine phosphorylation; peptidyl-serine phosphorylation.
AAAUUUUUUUUUGUGUCUCCACUAAAUUAAUCGAAUCCAGCAAUCUUUACGUAUUUUUGGCUGAAAAUUAUGUAUAUAAACGUAACUCGAAAGAAACAAUAUUAAGUAAAAUAUAUUACUACUAAAUUUGCCAAAUAAGCAUCGCAAACUCUUUAAUUCAAUAGCGCUUGUUAUCCCGUGUUUUUUUUUUGCAAAUGUCAUUUGUUUGUGUAUAUGUACGUGUAUGGAAUGGAAUGUACUUAAAAUAUUCGGAAUGUACAUGCAUUGGGUGAUAUAUCCAAGCUGUAACUAUAUUCUUCGGGACUGCGAAGCCAAGACAGGACUCAAUACACUUUUUUGCAUUUGGGACCACUCAUGAUGGAUACAUAAAAUGAUUGGUUUCUUUGUAGUUUUCUCCUAUUUUAGUGCACACUCAGUAAAUAUAUAUAUGGAGUCUGGAUCUAACUUCAUUCCCGGCAUAGUUUAAGACACGAUCAACUGGCUGAAGAAUUUUUUGUAAAUUUAGAUGCUGAAUAAGAAUGAUUAGACGCCACAGAGAAGACUUUCAGUAAAAAAAGUUAGAGCUGCAAUAGAUAAGGUUCCAAAAACCUUAGUUUCUAAUGAAACUUGUUAACCGAGACGUCAACAAACAACAACAUAAGAAAGCAAUCACAUCUUAAAAAUGUCAAAUGCUCUUUAAUACUGCAUUACCAUGAAAAUCUUAUAAACGAGUCACUAUCCUGUGGUUAAAAUAGGGACUCUCCAGAAGUUUUAUAUAUUUCCUUUAUAUGUAUACUUUAACAAAGUAAUCAAAUUUUUGAAAAAUCCUUUUUUUUUCAAUCAAGAUAUUCAGAAAAAAGUUCAGAUGCGAAGGGCACGUCGACUUCGAACGUAACCAAAGAUAAUCCCCAAUUGCCGUUCCUCAAAUUUUUCAAGAAACGUCACCUUUGCCCAUUUGAUCUCAAAGUAAGAAUUGAUAUAUUUGCUAUAUGUAAUGCAGAUGAAGAAAUAGAUAUUGAUUUAUCAAACAACACGUUCCGCAAAAAAUGUUGAACUCGUUCCAAUUCCAUCAAAAAUGGCUUGUUGAUGUAAAACAAACAAUUUGAAUGCAGUAAAAUGGUAUAGAUGUAACCCCUUACUUCAAAACUAAUUCGUGGCUAAUACCACUAAAACAGUUCUGAGCAUACAGCAGUGAGAAACUACUAAUGUCAAUAUUGAAUGAAGCAAAUCCGUUAAAUACCAUAUCUUUAACAUCGCAACAGGGUAUACAUUUUUUUUUACAUUUUCCUGUCAAUGUCGUAAGAGAGACAAUUUCUUUGUAUGCUGGAAGCUAAGCCCCGAAAUAUGAAAAUUAAAUGUCAGCUCUACUAAAUAUUAAAAAUAGCAAACAACGAAAAAUUUGCAACUUUAACUGUGUAUCCAUCUUCCACACAGUAGGACCGAAAAAGUCGUUCCAUUUCUGUGUUCAAAUAUCUUCAGUGGGACUUAGUCCACUAAUAAUCAUAACACAUACAGGCUGAAAAAUAAUAACGGAAAAUCUGAUAAAAAUUAUUUAAAUAAAAAUAUAUUCGUAACUAUGGUUGGAACACAACAAAAAAUUAAUCAUAUUCAAUUAUCUGGAACAAAUGCAAUCCGUGAUGAUAAUACUUUUCCCGGGAAAAGCGACGUAAAAGCAGCGCCCGUUGUAGCGAAAAUCGGUAAAGCAUCUUCACCUGCAAUAUCAAUAUCUACACCUCAGACAAAAAUCAAGAUGAUCAAUCAAAAUUCCACCCAGGCUGGCAUCACUCAUACCAAUUCACAUAAUUUAAGCCAUCACUCUUGUCACGGAAACAUGGUGCAAUAUUUUAGUAGUAGCUAUGGAUCACCGGGAAUGUUUCAUGAUAAUAAAAAAGAAUUGCAACCCACAGAGAAGCUCGAAAACCAUUCUGGAGAUGGCAAAAAUGUACAACGUAGUUUAAUUCCAGAUGGAUGCGAAAAUUCCGGAACCAUUCAAGCAAUCUCUCUGCCUAAUGUUACAACAGUCUCGUCAAAAACCGAUUUCAUUUCCAGCUUUAUUUCAAAAGAUUUGCCUUCUUGCAGGGGUGCUAUUCCAUCCACUUAUAAAUUACAAUCGGAAUCAGAUUCCCUCGACCUAUUGAAGGAAAAAUCUCAACCAGUUGUAGAAAACGACGCUUUCACCUUUCAUGAGCAGAUCAUCAUGUCUGGCCAACAAAAGAGCGCAUUGCAAGAAAAACCAAAAGUACUGGUUGUUUCCCCGCAACAAGUUAUGAUAUUGUACAUGCAUAAAUUAACGCCAUAUGAGCGUACUGAAAUACUAGCGUAUCCACAGAUUUAUUUCAUUGGUGCCAAUGCAAAAAAACGCCCAGGAGUGUACGGACCAAACAAUUCUGAUUAUGAUAAUGAACAAGGGGCUUAUAUUCAUAUACCACACGAUCACGUAGCGUAUCGAUACGAAAUGCUCAAGAUAAUUGGCAAGGGAAGCUUCGGCCAGGUGAUAAAGGCCUAUGAUCAUAAGACUCACGAGCAUGUAGCAUUAAAAAUAGUGCGCAAUGAGAAGCGGUUUCAUCGGCAAGCACAAGAGGAAAUUCGAAUUCUUCAUCAUUUACGUCGUCACGAUAAAUAUAAUACUAUGAAUAUUAUACACAUGUUUGACUACUUUACAUUUCGAAAUCACACUUGCAUCACAUUCGAGCUUCUCAGCAUUAACCUUUAUGAAUUGAUUAAGAAAAAUGGAUUUAAGGGCUUCAGCCUACAGCUUGUGCGAAAAUUUGCACAUUCGCUACUCCAAUGCUUGGAUGCACUAUACAAAAAUGAGAUUAUACAUUGUGAUAUGAAACCAGAAAAUGUGCUUUUAAAACAACAAGGUCGUUCUGGUAUUAAGGUUAUUGACUUUGGUUCGUCAUGCUUUGAAAAUCAACGUAUAUAUACAUAUAUACAAUCACGAUUUUACCGUGCCCCUGAGGUUAUUUUGGGAGCAAAAUAUGGCAGAGCUAUUGACAUGUGGUCCUUGGGUUGCAUUCUGGCAGAACUACUAUCGGGUCACGCACUGUUUCCGGGUGAAAACGAAAGCGAUCAACUUGCCUGUAUUAUUGAAGUUCUCGGCAUGCCCAAUAAAACGUUACUAGCCACCUCAAAGCGAUCCAAAACGUUCUUUAGCCCAAAAGGUUAUCCACGUUAUUGCACUGUACGCACCAUGUCUGAUGGAAUGGUUGUUUUAAUUGGGGGCCAGUCGCGCCGAGGAAAGCCACGAGGUCCCCCAUGCUCAAAAAGCCUUUCUAAAGCACUGGAUGGAUGCAAGGAUCCGCUAUUUCUCAACUUUAUUCGUGGUUGUCUGGAAUGGGAUGCAGAUAAACGCUUAACUCCAUCCGAGGCUCUUAAACAUCCGUGGCUUCGCCGUCGUCUUCCCAGACCACCAAGUAGCACAAGCGGUUGUGGUGUUUUAAACGGAGCUAAUGUCAGUGGUGAUCAAUCACCGGUAACAGGACUAAAUAUAACUUCUGCAAAUGAAACGACUGCAUCUGCAAGCUCUGCUAUAUCUGCCUCAUUAACAAUGGAAAGAGAGAACAGCAAUUGUAGUGGUCGUGUAAACCAUGGCGGAAUUUCUGAAGAAGAAUUUAAAAGUACCAUAAGUCUCAACGGCUCGGACGGAUCGUUACCAGCGCCAGCUGCUCCUUUCUUAACAGCCGACCUUUUGGCGGAUAGUUUUAAAAAUACUACUGUUAUAUCCCCACAUUUGUCGUCGUUAACCCAUUCAGCUGAUUCCAGUUGCGUUAGUGGUCUCAGUACAGUCGCUCGGAGUGUUGUUACUUCCAGAUAUCCACCGUCAUCAUUAUCGUAUUUGCCGCACAUGAACAAUAAUGGAACUGAACGUUUAUCUAGCUUUUCUGCCUCGUUAAACAGCUCUGCCAACUCAUUGACGCAAUUGGAACCGGUCACAAACUUAGAUGUAUUCUCCGUAUAUUCAGCUUCAACCACACCUAAUUUAACAGCAACCGAUAUAGGUUUGGUUUCAGAUUCUGUUACGGAAGAUAUGGACAUGACAGCUUCGUCCUCUUUUGUUAAUCUCAGUAACACCUGCGUAAUGGAUAAGUCCAGUGGUAUCAAUGAAAAUAAAAACUUUUCACAGCACGCCCAUAAGUUUAAAGUAUCUUCCAAAGAUAUGUAGCUAAUUGUUUGACGAUAUACAGAUUUUUGCCAUCUAAGGGACUAGAAGCACUACUAAUUGUUGUUAUCUGAUUUAUUAACAACACUGCCAUAGAUGUGAUAAGCUGAAUACGUCUAUAUAGUUGGCCCUGAUUUGCAUUGUAUUGGUACUUGCUUUAAAUUACACAUGCACAUGCAGCAUAGAUCUCAAGAAAAUAUCAAAAUUUUGCAUUUGAAUUACAGACAAGUAAAAAAUGUUGCCAUUAUUUCUUUUAAACUCACUUAACAUUUUAAAUAUAUUAGUGUUGAAAAUAUACAAAAUAAUUAAAAAUGUAUAGUACGAGUUUUUAAUCAAGGCAGUGAACUUUGUUAACUAUUGUUUGUAGCAAGAUAUCAUUAAUGAUCGGUUUUAUACCUUUUUCAGAGUGUAAUAUAAAUUGGAUCAUAUUAUAUAUUUGCAAUUCACAGAAGGAAGCAUUUCCGACGUUUAUUUAUAUUAUAUUUAUUAAAAUGACGAGCUGAGUCUUUUGUUUCUGAAGAUAUUCCAACUCAACGUUACUGGUUGCAGUUUAAAAUCUUCUACAUAUUUAUUUAUUUUACAAUAUUUAGAAAGUGUAACUCAAAAUCGAAUCAAAUUAUCAUAAAUCUAAUAGAAAUUCUACAAUUGAUCCACAAACCAUUAUUUUUUGUGGCUCUAUCUAUGAACCGACAAGUUAAAACUUGAUUGUAGACAUUUGCUGACAAGAACGUAAGCGCUUUUGGCUUUAAAUUGAUAAAUAUAGCCAUUACUUUCAUGCAUUUUAAAAUGUUGUACACGUUCUGUUUCUGUAUUAAAGUGCCAUUAAACAUUUUUUUACACACAAAGUCAAUUUAUUAUACAUAUUUCAUAACGUUUGAGACGUGAAAACGUUUGUAAAUUAUCUUCACGUCACUAAAAAAAUACUUCAAAUCAAUAGCAGAGAUAGAAUCUUAUUUUCACUUUCUUCAUUUUAUCUAAUUUCUAUAUAAAAAAUUACAUUGUUAUUAAAACUAUUUCAUAACAUUGUACACAUUUUUUCCCAUUGACCAUUUUAAAAUAUAUAGUUAGUUGUUGUGCAUUAUUGAUUUUAAUCAAUACACCUUUGUUCUAUACAAAGUUAGUUUACAAAUUUAAUAUAUAUUUCAUAACGUUCAAUUAUUAUUUGUGCAAUACUACGGAAACUGAAGGUAAUAACCUUUUGUUAAUUAUCUUCAAGUUUCUAAAGAAAUACCUUAAAUAAAUAAGAGAGUUUGAAAUUUUUGUAUUAGCUUCAUUAUAAAAUAAUUGAUUUGUGAAAUUUUUUAAAAUUACUUACACAACAUUGUCAAUAUAAUGCUUACGUCAGGUUUUUCGUAAGAAUGUGUAGAUCGUUAGAGAUCUUUCUCAUGACUUUAUAACGAAUACUAAGUUAAGUCAAUUCAAAUCCAUUAUAAUUGGCACUUUCUGAUGGUAUUUAUUAAAUAAAAAACCUAAAUUACAACGAGUGUAUGCAGCUGAGCGUGAAAAUUGUUGUAAACCACAUAUAGUGCUACCGAUGAGUCAACAAUAUUAAUGUACUUAAUUGCAUGAAAA